AUGGAGAUUGAAUACUCGUAUCUAUUCGGAUUAAUGAUCUACAUCGCGCUGUUGUGUCUUAUGCUGUAUCCAUUUUAUCUACAGAUUGGAUUUAAACCCAUAUUUUACCUAAUGCUAUUUACACACUUUAUUUACGGGCUUGGUAUGUUAUUUUUAUGUCUCCUGGUCAUUGGAAGUUACAAUCAACUACGAACAACAGAAAUAGGACAGCGGUUAGAAAACAGCAUAAUAAGAAAUGAUAAUGUCAACUUUGAGGGCACAGAUGGCAUACAAUACAGAUAUUUAGGUGAAAGUGUUUCAUUCUAUUGUAAAACUCAAGUUGCCAUUUUAGAAGACGUGAGUGAUAUAGUUUGGACGCAUGACGGUUUGGAAAUAAACGCAUCCUUUGAUCGAAUAAAAUUCAAUGAUGAAAUUAUUGGGAAAUAUUCCAGUGUACUUAUCAAAAAUAUUCUUCAAGUUGAUUAUGGUGUGUAUUCUUGUCGUAUUCAACCACAUCGGACUAGAAAUACUUCAAAAAUAGUCAUAAACAACGCAUAUUACCAUUCAUACCAAACUAUCAGAACAUUUUACUUGAAACGUUUUCAGCCCAAAAUUGAAAGGUUGUUAGUACCCCCCGGAGGUAUUUUGCAGCUAGAUAUCAGAUACCAUACAAUACCAACAGACGAGAAAUCUUCCAUUCGAUAUACCAUCAACCAAAAACCUAUUAAUAUCAAAGAUGACAGAACGUUAUAUACUAAAUGUUCAUUCUUUGUAUACCAAUACUGGUUACUGUUUCAGUAUGGGUAUUUCCUAAAUCAGCUCGAGAAUAGCUCUAAAGGUAAUGAUCUUCAUGGCAUUAAAAUCAUUCAAGCCAAAACGAACUAUUGUGUGAACGAGGAAUUUUAUGGUACGUACAAAUUUUAUAUACAGAGUAAUAUAGUUGAGAAUUCAACUGGACGCACGAAACUUGUUGAUUUUGAGUAUCCAGUAACAUACGAAGUGGUACCUAGAAGACCAAAUCUAUUUGAUUCAGACUAUUUCAUGACUCCAAGUAUUGUAACAGUCACCAAUGAAACGUCCCAAUGCUGGUUAAAUGCAACAUUUAACUAUAUGGAAUAUUGUGAGGAUAUUUUAGAUAUGUUUAAAUCUGUUCCUGCUCUGUUUUUCACUUUGGAAAUCAUUUUAUUUAUUCCGAUGUUAUUCAUUGCUUACGAAUGCUUCCAAUGUUACAUUUAUUUUCUUAAUAUAUUCGUAAAGUGGUUCUAUGUCUACAUGAAACUGGAGACACCAUUUCAAAUUAUCAAACAAAGCCGAAAGACUAAAUUCCUUGCACAGACAAAUAUUGAUUAUGCGAUCAAAGAAAGGGAAUUAAUUCAGAUAUAUGUAUCGUUUGUCGAAAGUGAUAGAAAGGAGAUCAGGAAACUAAUAAAAAUUUUGGAAAACAUUUUACAAUGCGAGGAGUUAUCGGAAAUGAAUGUUACAAAUCAAAAAGGGCCAGCUUUUGAAACAUCAGACAAUCUUGAAGAUAAUGGUGAUUUGCAUGAUGACAAUUUCGACAACCCCACUGUGAAAAAACAUGUUUUUACAAGAGAUGAUGGUGGGCCAGGUCGUUCAGAUAUAGGCUCAGCUGAAAAAUAUAUAGAUAGAUGUAAUGUAUUUAUCAUAUACGCCAGUGAUGAUUAUAUAAAUACUUGUAUGGGUAUACAUUCUGUAGAAUUAUCAUUCAUUGUUGAACAUUCUUCAGGAAGUUCAGCGGGGUGUUUAUUAUUAUUAAAAAGCUGCUCUCAAGAUUUAAAUAAACUGAUCAGUAACCCGUAUGUGGAAUACUUAUGGCGUCCUGUAAUAUCAGAUGUUGCGAAGAAAAAUACAUUGAAAAGAUGGAUUAAAACGGUUGUGCAGUGCAAUGCUUUUAAAGUAUAA
Molecule: messenger RNA, 1899 nt
Organism: Lottia gigantea (owl limpet)
Lineage: Eukaryota; Metazoa; Mollusca; Gastropoda; Lottiidae
Exons: 1
Coding region: 1-1899 (632 amino acids)
Source: RefSeq, a predicted model, not a curated record